AGGGAAGUUGGGGAAGGCAUUUUUGGUGGAUGGUAUGAAGCCAGCCAUGGAAACUGCAGCAGAAGAAAACCCAGAACAAAGCCAAGAGAAAAAAGUGAUCACCAGAGGAGAAAUGGAAAUUGGCAGGUACCGCUGGCUGUACCGGAGCUCAAGGCCACACCACUACCAUCGUGGGCCAGCAGUGAGAGGCAGUGUUAGUCCUUUGGGAACACCAGGUUGCUUCGAAUGCUGCAUCAAGUGCCUGGGAGGAGUUCCGUAUGCUUCGCUGGUGGCAACGAUCCUCUGCUUCUCGGGGGUCGCGCUGUUCUGCGGCUGCGGACACGUGGCGCUCACCGGGACCGUGUCCAUCCUGGAGCAGCACUUUUCCACCAACAGCAGUGACCACGCCUUGCUGAGCGAGGUAAUACAGCUGAUGCAGUAUGUUAUCUAUGGAAUUGCAUCCUUUUUCUUCUUGUAUGGGAUAAUUCUGUUGGCGGAAGGCUUUUAUACCACAAGUGCCGUGAAGGAACUGCAUGGUGAGUUUAAGACGACCGCCUGCGGCCGCUGCAUCAGUGGAAUGUUUGUUUUCCUCACCUAUGUGCUCGGAGUGGCCUGGCUGGGCGUGUUUGGGUUCUCCGCUGUGCCCGUCUUCAUGUUCUACAACAUAUGGUCAUCUUGCGAAGUCAUCAGAUCCCUCCAGACAAACAUGACGGCUCCCGGCGACCAGAUCUGCGUGGACAUCAGGCAGUACGGUAUCAUUCCUUGGAACGCUUCCCCAGGAAGGGCUUGUGGCUCAACUCUAGAGAGCAUCUGCAACACUAAUGAGUUCUACAUGUCCUAUCACCUGUUCAUCGUGGCCUGCGCCGGAGCAGGGGCCACUGUCAUUGCACUGAUCCACUUCCUCAUGAUACUGUCUUCUAACUGGGCUUACUUAAAGGAUGCCAGCAAAAUGCAGGCCUACCAGGAGAUCAAAGCAAAAGAAGAACAGGAACUUCAGGAUAUCCAGACUCGGUCAAAAGAGCAACUCAAUUCUUACACAUAAAUGUUGGCCAGAGCCAUUCGCAACGAGAGAGUCUGUAGCUCUGACCGAUCAUCAAAUGGCUGCUCUGCAGUACGGAUGUCUGUUCACCAAACUAACCCGGGAGUAGAAAAGCUUCCCUCUCCGACUCCUAGGAAAAUCUUCCCCGUGGGUAAAUCUUUUAUCCUUUAGACCAGAUAACAGAGGGAAACCUUAGCCAUUUUAAAAAGGCAACACUUUGUCCGGAUGAUCUUUUGUCCUUUGAGAGCGGGGGACUGACCACAUUCGACUCGGACGGCCUCUGAUCCCGUUGUGAUGGAAGGCACUCCGGCGAAGCAGUGGUUGUGCGGUAGCUAGUCCCGCCUGCCCUUUAACAAAGGCUCCGAAUACAAAUCCACAAGCAAGGGGUCCGAUUUAUAACAGCUGAUAGUAAGUGAGCUUCAGGGUGCCUGAUGUCCCGACUGGCCCCAGCCUGGGCCAGGUGAAUUCUCUGGACCGGUCAGAGGCAGCUCUAAGCUAAUCCUAUCGUGAGCCAUUAAUUCUACUGUACUUACUAUUGGAAUAAGCUGAUUUCUGCCUUGCCUCAUUGGCCAGCCCCGCAGAAUCUAUUUUAUAAAUCAUCAGAUGUAAUGAAAUGGUGCAAACGGUCAUGGUCUUCUUUCUUGGGGGCGGGAAACAGUGUCAGCUUUGCCUUAACGUUUAUUUCCUUUCAAUGUCUCAGCAUUUCUAUGGCAGCCUAUGGAAGACCAUGACUCCACAGUAUUUCAUUCCUACGUUAAACCGUGUUACCUUGUUAAAAUGCAAUCCAAUCCUCAUUAAAUGGUCUGGAUAGAAAACUUGCAGUUUCCCCACAGAUCACUAGCCCACAGACUUCCGGCCUCUUUAGAACAUGAUACUUAAAUCGAAGCGGUAUUGACUUUCACGUAGACGACUAUUAGUUAUUCCCUGAAAUGUAAGAUUUUUUUGACGAGAAGUUACUUCAGUGGAAGCCGUUUUCAUCAAAAACUCACCUUCUGAAUCAUUGUUUUCCAGCAACCUUAAGUGAUUAUAUCUAUUUGGUAUUAGUGAUGGUAAACUUUGUGUUGUUCUUUAAAAAAAAAAUGAUCUAAUUGUUGGGUACAUCAUCAGUGCUUUUGAAAAGAUUCUACCUAAUUUAAAGUUAGCCAUGUAUAUCCAUGUUAAGAGUUGAAGACUUGUGGUUUGACCGUUUCCUGGAUAUUCAGACGCGUACGUGUGGAAAUGCAUUCAAAUGAAACGAAGCAAAAAUGUACUUAGAAGCAUACGUUUCAGGUAUCGCAUUCCAUUUGAAUUAUUUUUUCUGAUUAAAUGCCUAAAAUACCUAAUUUGACUAUUUUUAAGUAAGGGGAGGGGGAGGGGGAAAACAGGUGUAAUGGAAUAGCCUAGUGUUUGUUUUCCUGUUGCAUGAAGGUGAUUUAGAUAUUACAUAUUUUUUACAGCAGAGCAGGUGCUGUUACGUAGUCCAGUGUUCUCAGACCAGGGUUUGGGAGGCAGCGUCUUAAAGCCUAAUUCUUUUCUAAUUCUACGUAGCUAUUUCUGGGAGUUUUCGAGUUUUGUUUUCGUCUUAAUAUUUUUUAUGUAAAGAGCAUUAAAAAUUUUGCUAUGUACAAAUUUUUGUAACCUAACAGUGGAUCUCAAUCUUUUCUAUCAGUGCCAAGGGCUUCCUGUAGUUAUAUUCAAGUGUUCCAAUAAAUAUUUGUAGAUAAGAGCCAA
Tachyglossus aculeatus (Australian echidna) is the source of this 2728-nucleotide messenger RNA. RefSeq names its product glycoprotein M6B (gene GPM6B). Gene Ontology annotation, biological process: central nervous system myelination; axon development. Gene Ontology annotation, cellular component: plasma membrane; myelin sheath. Bases 35 to 1021 code for a protein of 328 amino acids. Gene Ontology annotation, molecular function: structural constituent of myelin sheath. The record is from RefSeq and is a predicted model, not a curated record. The transcript has 8 exons. NCBI's taxonomy places the organism in Eukaryota, Metazoa, Chordata, Mammalia, Monotremata, Tachyglossidae.